Molecule: messenger RNA, 2971 nt
Organism: Cuculus canorus (common cuckoo)
Lineage: Eukaryota; Metazoa; Chordata; Aves; Cuculiformes; Cuculidae
Gene: LNP1
Product: leukemia NUP98 fusion partner 1
Exons: 3
Coding region: 115-711 (198 amino acids)
Source: RefSeq, a predicted model, not a curated record
CUCCUCUUCCUCUUAUUGGCAGAACAGUGUGAGGCUAUUGGCUUGGUGGUGGCAUUUGACCUUGCUUUUCCUUUUUCUGGUUGGGAGACCCCCACAAGUUUGGAGCAUCUGUACAUGGAAUAUGAAGAGGAUGAUGAUAUUUUCUUUGCAAAAUGGAUGAGCAGCUUCUGGGGCCACAAUUUGAUUGAAGAGGAUGAGAAAGAGGGUAGAGGCCACAAAAAACGUCAGACACGACUUUUUAGUGAGAGGAGAGCCUCCCUUCCGGCCACGCUUUCCUCCCUGCAUACAACACGAUUUCAUGCUUCUGCCAAAGGCUCGUCUUCAGGCCAUCUCAGGGGCUCCAAGGAAUUUCAAGAAGACCAAGAUGCCAAAUGCCACUGCCACAGGAAGGCAAGCAGAACACCUUCAGCAGACAGCUCAGGACCAGAGACAAGAUCAAACUCCAUCCAGGAAUUUGCAGAGUCCUUUGAAAAGCAAUUGCACCUCAAAAGCAAACGCUCAGUUUCUUUGCCUGAAGGCAUGAAGGAGAGAAGAGAAAGAGAAAGAUUGCAUUUGAGAAAAAGCAAGUCUCACAAGAGAACGGGAGAGAAAUCAGAGCCAAGGAGAGAGCAAGGAGAAGAUGAAGGUUCAGAAAUUGUACCUGCAAAACACAAUGGACAGUUUCCACCACAAACAAGCAUUGAAAAAGGAUAUUUAUGCACAGGCAGCUAGAAUGCAUUAAGAUAAUGAAUUUUAACACUCCCUCUGAAGAGCAGAGGGAGCAUUCUUGUUUUGUUUUGCCUAGAAGAAGCCUGUUAGCUAGAAGAAGCCCUAACCUGUAGAAUAAAAGUAAAAUUCAGCUUCAUCAUUGACACCAUGUUAAUACCUUCCUGUCUUUUGCCAUUAAGAAUGCAUUUUUGUCAUAGGAAGAAUGUAUCUGUAAUAAGAUACAAUUUAGCAAUUAACCACUGUAAGAGGAUUUCAGACAUAUUUAGCAUUGUGGCAGGACAGUGGUGAAUGUGUUCAUUUAAGAGGAGAGCAUGUAUGUUUUACAAAACCAUGCAAAGUCAUCCAAAGCCUUAUGUUUCUGUUUUAAUUGAAAACGGGCUUAUUAGGAGGUUUGGGAAAGGAAAAGUAUGCAUAAAUGGCCACCUGCUGACUGGCCCUGACAUCCACUUAGAUUUGUUUGGAAACAGGGAUCUUUGCUUUGUCAACCUCCUGACUCCAAAUUUAUGGAAUUAGUAGAAGAGAAGCCCAUAUGUUAUCUUCUACACCUCCACAAUGUCUCACUUCUCUCUCUGCUUUCCCUGUUACUGAGCAGUAAGACCCUCAUCUCCCUGUCCUCUCCUGUGUUCUCAGUCCUGUUUCCCAAGUCACACAACUAGUUAUUUCUUCCAACUUUAACUUUAUUAUCUUACUUCCUUUGUGGCCUUCCCCCUUUCUAUUACUUUACAGCCCUGCCUUAUAGCUGCCAAACUCUUUUGCUACAUCUCUAGUUUUGCCUCAUGAAAAUUUGAGCCUUGCUAAAAGCUCUCCAGUAAAACCAGAAAUGUUCUACCUCUCAUACAUCUAUGUAAUCUCUUCAAGGGGUUGCCAUAUAUUUGAGGUAAGGCAUCACAACCCUUUUGCAUAUUUCCCUUUCCUAGAACUAGGACCAAACCAAGGGGAUGGGAACUGUCUUGUCUAUGGUAAGGACUUGAGAAAACUCUGUUUCCUCUGGGCGAAGGUCUCCUGAAUUCAGGUGUAAAUUCCAACAACUAUAAGAAAGAUUUCCUCCUAUGUGGAGGAAAUCCACCCUCCCCCAGCUUCCCCAUGUCCCACUCCUUCAACACACAAUUUUUCUCUGCAGAGAAGAACCCUGCCCUCUUUGAGGAUAAUUUCCCCAGGCCUAAUACAACAAAAGCUGCUUUGGAUAUGCAGUUAGAGAAGAGUGAAGACUAAUGGAGCCAUGAGCAAAAGUCAAAGGCUGCUGAGUAUUCUUCCUGUGAUUUUCUGUAAUUAAUGAAGAUCUUAUUAUAUUACUUUAGAGCCUUAAUUUUGAAUGUUCAACCUUUCAAAAGCUUAGGACAUCCUUAAAGCAGCGUAACACUUAUCUCAAUUAAAGGAUUGUUUUUCUUUUUAAGCAGGGCUUUGGAGGAUACAUAAGAAAGCAAUCAAACUCUUGCUGAUGCCUGUAAAAUAGAAACUAAUAAAUCUGACUGAGAAAUGUUGUUCCUAUGCAUAGUUUCUGUCCUCCCCAAUCCAGAUUGAAUUUUCAUGAAGCUCUUCUGUCAGCCAAAACUUCCAUACAGAUGGCUUUCCUUUUAUAGCCUUAAUUUGAAGACAGCACUACAAAUAGACCUGGAUAGAAAGGUACAUGGCCAGCUAUGACUGAGUUCCUCAGGUAAAAACCCCUCACAUACAUGCAUUCAUGUAGCAGCCUGCCUUCACAUCUUGUGAGAGCUGAAUGGCGCAGCUGCCCCAGUUUUGCCUGGAUUUCAGAGCAUCAGCCUCCUUGUCCUCAGCCAGUUUAACACAACAGGUCCAGCUCUAUCCCAGCAGAAUUUGAAAAAACUAGUGUUCAUGAGGCUAAUGUGCUGGUAGUACACCACCCCUGAUGAAAAGAAAACAUCAAAAAGGGCUAAACCAGAAAACCCAUGUGUGCUUAGCUCUGUCUUGCUGUUUACCAUCUCCAUCAAAGCACAGGGAAGCCUCACUGCCACAAAGGCAGCCCUGCAGGUCUGCCUGCAAACAGCUCCUGGGUUUAUCAGUGAACAACAUCUCUCAAAUUUGAGACUCUAUGUUUAUGUCCUUUCUGGGCUGGCCCAUCUACCCUGCGGUGUGAUUCUGGAAACAGAAGCUUUCAAAUAAUGUGUUCAACAAUGUUAUCCCUAAAUCACUGAAAAUGUAUACUCAAAAGUGUUUUCUCUUGCUUCGUAUCAUGGCUGAUUGAACCAACAACCCUUUCCAGUUUAUUUCCAUGUGGUCUGAAACAGUAGUAUUACAUAGAAAA